This is a messenger RNA of Acanthaster planci (crown-of-thorns starfish), 21087 nucleotides long. RefSeq lists its product as uncharacterized. Gene Ontology annotation, molecular function: ABC-type transporter activity; lipid carrier activity; ATP hydrolysis activity. The record is from RefSeq and is a predicted model, not a curated record. Gene Ontology annotation, cellular component: intracellular membrane-bounded organelle; membrane. Gene Ontology annotation, biological process: lipid transport; transmembrane transport. Lineage: Eukaryota; Metazoa; Echinodermata; Asteroidea; Valvatida; Acanthasteridae.
CACAGCCCUUUUGUCCAUCAACUGGCGUAUGCGUGCAUGCUAUAUAUCUUCCCUGGGCAAGUCUGAGUCACUUUUGAGUUGUGUGGCGCGCAUGCAGCAAAAGCAAAGAAGGGCUUUCGUUUAUUGAUUGGACUUGUGAAGUUACUCACGGCCAUAGGGUUCUGAUCAUGCAUUAGUGUGCGUGUGUACUGUCUUUCAACUUCGACCUCUGGCUAUUAUUUUGGUAGGAUUCAAAAGCAGAAACUUAUUUUGAUUCAAAUGAGUUGACUGUGUUGUUAUUUGAGAGGUAUACUAUACCGGUAUUGUGCCGCCAACGUCAUGUGAACGUUAUUUAAGGGUCUCACCUGGAUAUGGACGUACAAGUAGGUUUGGCGUCGCCGACGCGGCAGUGUGAUAUGUUUGUUGAACGGGCGUCUCUCUGAAGUCUGUUCUGCUGCGCUGUCAAUUUUUCUUUUUUUGAAGCACAGUUUCAGAAUUUCUUGUUUAACAGAAGCUGACUGAACGGAAUGUUCCAAAGAACUUAAUCACAUUGUAGUUUCGUCUGUACCAGCUAAAAGCCGCAGUAAAACCGAUCAGAGUCGAGCCAGGAGGUGACAGACUGGUGGCCGCACUGGUGGACAGACACCAUGGGGGUCUUGGGCCAGUUAGGUUUGCUCAUGCGCAAGAACCUCAAGCUCAGAUUACGAGCACCGGUUUCGACGUUAACUCUGCUGCUAUGGCCAAUCCUUCUCUUACUGGCCAUUGCAUUAGUUCGGACGCGGUUCCAACCCCAGACAAAACCAAACUGUCAUUAUGACUCUAAAGCCAUGCCGAGCAGUGGUCUGGUACCCUUUCUGCAGUCGUUCACGUGCGACCUUAGCACGUCUUGUAAGACCCAGACAAACAGCAGUCUGACCGGCAACGAGCUUCCACCGUAUCUCAAACAGGCCAGACUUGCUCAGAUAGCAAAUAGUCUGAAUUCCGUCUUCAACAACACUUCAACGGUCGAAUCCUUGAAGAAUCUCCCGGAAGUCAUCAAGCCACUCACUGAGCUCAGCAAGGACUUGGACUCAGAAUCGUUGACAAACUUCACUGAUCGGAAGUAUCAUGUAAGGGACUUCUUUCAUAAUGUCAGUGAUGUCCAGCGAUAUCUCAAGCAGGAGGCAGGACUUGAUGGGUCUGUGGUGGAUGCCUUGCUUGGUGCUCAGAUGAAUGUUUAUCAGCUACUGGAGUUGACUGGCUACAUUGAUUUCAAAGGCAUUGUCUGCAACAGCACCAGACUGAGUAAGGUCUUGGCAUUCCCACCGGAGACUGAUAUGGAUGGAGUAUCCCAGGCGCUGUGCAGUGUCCAAGAUGGCCAGAUAUCGAUUAUCAUUGAUGAGUUACAGACAAAGCUGGACGUACCAUAUCUGAUCAAUGAGUUUUCGGAGUUCCUGAAGGCACUUGGUCAGACUGACUGGUCGGCCAUCUUAGACAAUGCAGGCGUCCUCCUUGAACAGCUGCAAAAUAUCGGGAACUUGGGGGAGUUUGUGGAAGGGCUCCCCAACUUGCUGGAAGUUGUGAAGUUGGUGCCGACAUUCCAAGAGUUGCUCAAACAAUUUGAGCAGGGAACACUGGAGAAACAGUUGGAUAUUGUUGUAAGCCUCAUGGAAAGUUUAGAUAUGCAACUGAUGAAUGCGACAUGGUGGAAGGAUGUGACCAACAUCAUUUCCAGAGGACAGAGUCUCUUCAAGCUCGUGGGCAAAUUUCUGAAUGACUUUCAGGAUAACGUCCCUAUUGCAGACUUCUUCAGGAAUGAAACAAUUAUCCUAACUAAUCUGAAGAAGCAGCUCAACCUGACGAAUGACGACCUGAAAGCAAUCCUGCAACUUCAAUUGAAACAGGACAGAAUUGCUGAGUUGCUGCAACUCCUCACAAGUACGAGUCACCCAGCUGAGCUCCUCUGCUCUCCAGGAGUUCUUGACCAGUUCUUUGCACUGCCUGCCAACACCUCGUCAAACCUCAUGUCUUUGCAGAAGACCCUAUGCACUCCUGGCACUGACGGGAACCUAGCACUGGAUGUCUUGCUCAACAAUACCGACAUCCUACUCUUUGUUGACAAGGUGACCCAAGUCCUGAACAGUCCGCCUACCCCUGUGCAGUGGGAUGUUCUUCUUGAUGACAUCAUGUCCAUGGUAAAAAGCGUCCAAAACCUUCCUGAUUUUCUACAACGCCUUCCGGAGCUCCUGGCCAGCUACCCUCAGAUAUUUGACCAGUCGUCCCUCCUGCAGACAGACUGGACACAGAUUCUGGCUGGAUCUUUACAAGGAAACAUGACGAUAGAAGAAGUCUUGCAGCAGUGGAGUCGUGGACCCAUUUUUUCAGUCAUCCAAGACAUUUUGUCUCAAACUCCUGCAUGGCAAGACAUCAAGUACCAAUUGAUCCUCCAAAAUAUGGCGAUGGAUAUAGAACUUCAGAUUCUAAACAUAUUUACUGGAGGGUCUUGUCCGGAUGGUUGGCAUAGCAACCUUACAUCCUGCUACAAGUACGUCCAUGAGACUGCGCCAGACCUAAUGGCGGCCUGGAGUGGCUGCCAUGAAAUCCAUCGCCAUGGAUACCCAGUUGCUGUCAACCAUGAAGUGGAGCAAAGUUUCCUGGAGAGUAUUGGAGAAGACAGCCUCUCUUGGCUGGGUUUGGUCUCAUACGGUCCUGACUAUGCCUUCUGGAUUGGAGACGGAUCGUUCCUUGUUUACCAGAACUGGUUCCCAUCAGUCACGCCUACCAGCACACCGAACAUGACAUCAUCAGUCGGGUCAUGUGCAAAAGUUAACUUUGGCACAGACGGACUGUGGCACCAUGCCAAUUGCUCAAAGCCAACGGAUAGCUACCUAUGUGAGGCGGUGCAAGAUCACAGGCUCAUCGAACUUCUCCGCCAGGAUCCUGCAGACAAAGUUAUCCACAUGCUGCUUGAACUGGGACCAGACGUAAAUGAAGUGAUCCUCCGAGCGUUCCUGAAUGCGACAUACAUUGAGGCGUUGGUGAGAAUGCCACCAGAGGAACAAGUGAGGGCGCUUUGCAUGAUAGACUUAAGUUCCUUGCCACACUCGAUUGAUGUUGCCGAAGUCAGACAGAAGCUCUGCUCCCUGAAUCUGACAGAAAUUUUGGCUGAACAGAUGCGGCACUGGCAGAUCCCAGAACUGCAGGAAAAGAUCACGGAUUACAUAGCCUUGUUGAACUCUGCCUCUGGCCCCAUCCCAGCUGAGUAUGCCCACUACGCCAACCUCUCUGCACUCGUCCACAAGUAUGACCUCACCAGCAGGGCCUGGUCAGACAUCUUUGCACGACCCUUCGACUUCCAGCUUAUCCUUGAUGGAUACACUGACAUCAUCGGCAACCAGUCCAAAGCUUGGGAGGAGAUGUUCUUCCGAGUCUUGCAGUCCCAGAAUGGUGUAUAUCCACUAGGCCAGGCUAGUGCAAACCAGAGCAUCGCAGAUUUGCUUGACGUGUUCAGCCUCCAGAUCAACCAGGUACUAGACAUGCUGCAUACAGCUGGGACUAACGAAUCUGCUAACUUGCUGUUGCUGAAGGGUCUGAUCACCGCUGGUCAGGGUUGGUUGAAGUCAUUGCAGGGACAAGAGAUUCCCUUAGAAGAUCUGUUCCAGAAUCAGACAGCACUGCUACAGUUUUUCCUGGCUCAGCAGAACCGCACUGCUGAAGAUAUCCAGAUGCUUUUCCAGGCUUGGUACAGAGCACAACCGGUCAGCAAUUCUUCCAUUGUGAUGGACGAUUGGCAGCGCUUACUCGAGGAGCUGCUCAGAGCAACCACCGAUAUCCAAGACCUGCCGAGCCUCCUGCAGAGGCUGCCAGAACUCAUGCGUAUCCUCCAGCAGCCGCUGAAUUUCUCCGGGGAGUGGAGCGGGCUGGCCGGCUUGAUUCAAGGCAACAUGACGGUGACAGAGUUCCUGCAGCACCAGAGUACGGUGGACUUACUGGAAGCUUUGGACAUGGAACUUGGUAUUCCCUCACCGCCAUGGUGGAGGACAAUCAAAGACAUCAUAUUAAGGGGACAGAAAGUGCUCAGUUCUCUGCUGGCACAGGUGUAUAGAUACCAAGAGCCUUUGACUUUGGGAGAGCUGUUCCGUGACCAGUCCAUCUUCAGAGAUCUUUUCCAGACUCAACUGAACCUCACCCAGGCUGACGUAGAAGCUCUCAGGCGGACCAGUAUUGACAUGGACAAGGCAAUUCCACUUCUGCUCAGUGUGUACUCAGGCCAGGAGAAUCUGGCUGAUGUGUUCUGCACUGGUAAUCUGAGUUUGGUGGAUUACCUCAUCCUACCGGAUAGUGCACACAGUGCACCAGUCAGACUAGCCGGUUCCCUGCAAGCAGUACUCUGCCACCUUGUCAACAGCAGCUCCAAUGCCGAUGCAUUCCUCAGGAUGGUUCUGAUGGAACUGGACUUGACGAUGCUCUCUGACAAGAUCAGCGCUGCUGUAGGUCAGCCAGUGGGGACCAUUGAUGACUGGGGACACUUCCUCCAGAAGGUGGCCAACAUCUCUGAGGACAUUCAACAACUCCCAAGGCUCAUCAACAAGCUGCCUUCCCUCUUCAGCGUCUUCCAGCGUCCUUUGAAUUUUUCGGGCGACUGGACCGGUGUAAUCAGUUGGCUGAGUGACAACCAAACUUUUGAAGAAGCCAUGCAAGAGUUCACCUAUGGGAUGUAUCCUCCACUUUUCCAGAACCUUUUGUCUCAGCUGGAAAUCUGGCCACUCAUCCAGCAGCAAUUGAUCAGCCAGAACUUGAUGAUGGAUCUGCAAAUUGCCAUAGUCAAGCUUUUCACUGGUGGCACGUGUAGGCCCGGUUGGCAUGGCGACAACUUUUUCUGCUAUAAGUUUGUGGAUGAAGCCAGCAAUUGGUAUACAGCUUCGUGGCAGGUUUGUCCAUCGGCCGACCCUCAGAGCUCUCUGACGUUUGUCUACAAUGAACAAGAACAGCAAUUCCUGCAAAGCAUCGGCCCAGACCAGGAGUCUUGGAUCUUUCGCUCUUCAUUUCUUUUCUCAACUGAAUAUACAUAUGAGAACUGGGAAUCUGAACCACAAGGUGACUAUUACUGCGGGGCUGCAAACUUCGGGACAGACGGACUUUGGCAUCAAGCUAACUGCAGUGCCCAGCUUAACAGUUCAGUCUGCAAAGUGAUUCAAGAUCAUAUUCUGAUCACGCGCUUGAAAGAGCAGCCAUUUGCCAAUGCCACAAGGACCCUUCUAGAACUAGGACCCAACGUCACAGAGGCGGUCAUCCAAACAUUCCUGAAUGCCUCAAAGUUGCAGAUGCUGUUAGACACAAAUCGGGAUGACCAUUCCACGCUUCUCUGCAGCGAAGGCUUUGUGGAUCUGUCACCCUAUGAUGCUGCAGUCAGAUCCCGCCUUUGCGACCUUGACCCCUUGACCUUACUACAGGAACAAUCAGCAUUCUGGAACAUACCGCAGAUUCAAACAGCGUUUGAGAGAUAUUAUACAUUCAUGACUUCCAUGAACACGACGGUAAUUCCGGCUGAGUUUGCACCGUACGCCAAUCUCUCGGAGUUGCUCAUCAAGAACGCAGAACUUCAAGCCCUGAUUAGCGAUGCCAGCAUUCGUCGCUUCGAUCCCAAGCUGCUCUGGGAGGAUACCGGCAUUACCGUGACUGGGACGGAUGCCGAGUGGAUAGCCAUGGCGAAUCGUAUCCAAGCAUUACUGAACCAGCAACAGUUGAUGCUAUUGCUAGAAAUGGCGACAACAACAAGUGUUCCGUUCAUGCUAAGGGAUGUGCUACAUUACAACAAUGCCGUGCUCCAAUUGGCCAAUACAGCUCUGCAGACAACCAAUCAACUCUUCGCUCUCAUUGAAGCAUUCAGUCAGGGGCAGGUUUUCAGUGGUGCGAUGCCAGAGACUGAACGCUUUUUGCAAGGCAUCAUGGGACUGAUCGACAACGGCCCAGCACUCAUUGCAGCUCUGUCCGCAACGUGGGAUGACCCUUCCAAGUAUUCUGAUUUGAUUGGAUCAUCGGAUGUGAUUGCACUGUUCUGUGAUGGCACCGUCCGACAGUCUUGGCUGAAUGCCAACAACCAGUCCAUCAACACAACUGCCCUGGAUGAGUAUCUGUGUAAGGUGAACUACAGCGCUCUUGUAGUGGAGGUGAAAGACGUCAUCAACUAUGACCAGAUUUUCUCACAGAUCAUUAGCCUUCAGACCGAAGAUUUCAACACGACGAUGCCAGACUCCAUCAGCGUUGAAGAUCUCAUGCGGAGCAUCGAAGCAUUGCAACUCAACCUGCAGAGCCUUCCUUUUACCGUUACUGUCUUCCAACACCGCUACGACGUAGCCUCAUUAGGGACCGUGUCUCAAGCACUGUUCAGGGCCGUGCUCAUGGGAUAUGGCAAUAUCAGCUUGAUAAACCAGAAUAACGAGCUGGACCUGGGUAGCAUUCUCUAUUCUGUCCCAGGCCUCAAAAUGCUCCUCACCACGCUAGAUGCAGACGGCACAGUAGAUCUGAAACAAGUCCACGCCUACAUCACCUUCAUGAAUCGGUUCCUUGACCAAGCAAAAGAGACUUCUUGUCGUGAUGGUUGGCAAGGAUACAGUGGCACCUGUUAUCGAUAUCUGAAUGAGACACUUCCUCACUGGGACCUUGUAACCGGUGCAUGCUACGCCCAGGCUCAGAGCACACCAUUGCAUGUGAACAGUGAGACUGAACAGAUGUUCCUGGAGAGUUUUGGACCAAACGCCGACGUCUGGCUGGACGACUGGUUCAGUUCCCUCAAUGAUGGUGCCUACUCCAACUUUGCACCGUCAAAUGAUUCUUUCAUGAGUUGUAUCAAGGCCAACUUUGGCGGCGAUGGUCUUUGGUACCCCGCAAACUGCUCCGAUCACUACAGCUACAUCUGCGAAGCCAAACCAGAGCUUAACCUAACCCUUGGACUUCUGAAACCAUUGACCAACGACUCGUCCAUCAGUCAUAUCAUCAAUACAUUGGAGCAAACGCUUGGGGUUGAAACGCUCAACACAAUCUUAUCGUCACCCAUUGAUCCCUUCCAGUUGAGUAGUCUUGUUGUAGGGGCUGAUUGGCGGAAGGCGGUGUGUGACGUCAAUGCCUUGAGGGCACUGUUUGCCUUCCCUGAUGCCUUCAAUGUGACGCAGCUUAGCGAGGUCCUAUGCGGGGAUGCAUUCCUGGCAGCAGUGCAAGCUUUGACCAAUGAUACGCAAGUGCUUGAGUACUUAUUGAAUGAGAUCGGCGCUUUGCAAGUCAGUGAAUUCAACUCCACCUCUUUCCUCCAAGAUGCUCAGACCUUUUUGUUUCACAUGGCUUCCCUGGGCAACUACCGCAUCAACUCUUACCUGCCCUUGACAUUUUACCCCUUGAGAGAAGGAUUUAAUCUGUCGGCAUGGCAACAGGCAUUAUCUGUGGAAACACUUCUAAGUUCUCUCGAUUCCAUCGACAUGAUACUGACCAAUGAAAGCUGGUACAGGGAUGCGAUCAAAGAACUUCGAUCUGUGGCUUACUUCGUGGAAUAUUUCACAGACCGAAUUUUGGUACUGAAAGGCAAACAUUUAGUGUUUCCUGAAAUCCGUAAUUUGCUGGCCAACAUCACCGAGACCGAAAAAAUGUUUGAAGUUGUUGCUGGCUUCACCCCAGAGUUAACUGAUGCGGUGUUGAGUCUCGUGGUUCAACAAGACAAGCUUGAAGAGUUCCUAGGUCUCUCUAAUCCCUUGGUGGCUCUGUGCGAUGCUGGCAAUUUCAGUUCUUACUUCACCCUUCCUGCCUACUCUAGCGCUGAUAUCUUGGCUCUAGAGGGCGCUGUGUGCUCAGUGGACUUACAGAAACUCCAGAUGGAGUUCCUGCAAGUGUUCCCAAUUGACACUUUCAUGAGUAAGUAUCUGGCUUAUGUCAACACAAGCUCAUCGGACAACCUAUCGGCAAUCAGUCAUCGAUUCCUCACUUUGUACGAGAAGACUGCUGCAUUCUUGGCAGACCCCUUCACCGUCAACAUCAACGAGACGUGGCUGAAUGAUACGUUCAGUGAGGUGGUACGGGUUCUUCAAGUCUGGAGUGCCAAUCAGGCUCAGAUGAAUCCUGACAACUUCAGAAGCACUAUUGUAAUGCUUGAAAGUCUUGAGGCCCAGUUCAAGAACCAGUCUUGGUGGGAGGACAUCAAGGGGCCUAUCAGAGAGCUGACGUCAAUCCUAGACUAUGCCAACAUGAAGCUUAGACCUCUCCCUGGACAAAACUUCACGUUCUUCGACAUCCUGCCACAGACUACGGCAGAGUUACUGCAGAGAUUGAUGGACGAUUUCCCAGAAAUUGUCACAGCUCUGUCCCAAUCCUACGUCAACAUGGCCAAGCUGGAGACUUUAAAUGGAACCGAUGACUUGGUCAGCCUCCUUUGCGAUAACUCGACUGGUAUGACAGAGCUGAUUCAAUUCCUGCCUGGAGUGAACACCUCAGUUGUCAACUCGGUGCUCUGCUCACUGGAUUACAUUCUCUUGGCCUCAGAGUGGUCCCAAGAGCUGGUCUUUUUCGAGGAGCGACGCAAUCUUCCCCUGAACUGGACAGCUUCGUUUGAAUCUGUCACAUCUCUGGUGGAGACAUUCACCAGACUCGUCCAAUCACCACCUCAGUUGGCGAUGUACGACGCGGCAUGGUUCAGCGAGAAGCUUAGACAGACAGAGGCCAUCCUAGCCUCACUUGUUACGGCCACUACCGACAUCACUGGGGCGGAGCUGGACAACGUGCUGCUGUUCUUGGACAAUGCUCUGUCUGGAAGGGGAGAGUUCUACAACAGCUUUGUUAUGCAGUACAGGCUGGAAGAUUACAUCAACCGAUUCCUCACUGAUCAGAUGUCUGCCUUCAUUGGGCAAAACUGGACAUUCCCUUCAUUGGAAGGGCUUUUCGCCGAUGCUGCUAACGUCAGGAGUUUAUUUGUCUUGUGGGAUCUGGCACCAGACGUCAUUGAUGCCUUCAUGUCCCUCAGUGUUCGUCCAGAGAAGUGGGUGGUUUUCUGGAACACAUCAGAUCCCUUUUCGGUCCUCUGUUCCACCAAUCAAUUUGCCUCGUUCUUUGAGCUCCCGGCUGGCAGCCCUUCCAAUCUGACAGCCGUCCAGGAGGCCGUGUGUGCGGUCAACUUCACCCUUGUUCCGCUGGAACUGUCCACCCACUACCAGCUGAGCCAAAUUCAGGCCGAUCUGGAGCGGAUUGCUGUCAACGAUCCCAGCCUUGGGCCGUUCAACUGGACAGCCUGGAUGACCAAUCGGAACCGUCUGGCGGAGGUCAUUGGGCAUCUGGUCUCAAUGCCGCCGAAGAUCGUCGUGGACUACGUCUGGUGGAAUGCGACGGAGCCCAGGCUACAAGACGUACUCAACAGCUGGCUUGUCUAUUUUCAACAGAUGGCAGCCGACAAUCAGGUCAACAGUACGGUACAGCUUCUCCAAGGAAUAGAGGCCGACUUGAAGGCAGCUGGGGUUUGGAAUGUCGUUAGACCGUACUUAGAGAUCUUCACUCUCUCGCUGGAGAGCACAGCAAAUCAGUUGCGUGAACAAGUUCGGCUUCAGACAGGCUUGUUGAAUGCAACCGCUGUACACUCCCUUGUACAAAGCCUGAGCGUCACUCCGGACCAACUCAAAGCUUCUCUGGCAGACAGCGCAUUCUCAGUGUUUGCGCUUGCGCAAAUCUACAUCCAAGGGGAUUGGGACAAUGUGUUCUGUAGCUAUUCAACAUUCAGCCUCAUCUACCCUCUUCCGCCCGCUGUAAAUUCAACGGCCGUGCAGCAGGCCAUGUGCACACUGAACCAAACCGAAUUCUUCAGUCAUGCUUCCAAGAUAUACAGCAUUGACGUACUGAAACUGCAACAACAGAUGGCGAUUAUAUUUGGCUUUUCCAGUGGACCGAUGACCAACUUUGAUUGGGCGCGUAUUGAGCGGUACAUUCAGGAGCUAAUGACCUUGAUGACUGAGUUGCAACACAUCCCUAUCUCCGUGCACGGAGACGCCCUCCAUAACCUGACACUUCUGCUGGAAGUGUUGAAUAGCCAGGCUGACCAGAAUCUAAUGAUCUUCAUUCAAGUCUUGGAAGACAUACAACCAUAUUUCCAAGAUGACCGGAUUGUUGUCCAGAUCCGUGAUGCUUUCUACGCUUCCCUGAACCUGACCAACGUCCUCAAUAGUGCUAUGCCAUUAGAUGGUUUGCCAUUGUUAGAGGCAGAGCUGAAGAGGUUGGAUCUCUGGCAAAGUGUGAAGCCCUUCCUUGAUUUUGCCAACUACCUCCUUGAUGGAAUUGACAGAAAUCUACACCCAGGAGGUGAAGCCAUUCCAGCAUUUUUGUACAACCGAACUGUACUGGAUAGGUUCUUCAGUGAAAUCCUCAACACGGCAACUCCUGACUUAGCACUGGAGAGCGUAAUAGACGGGGUCUUUCCAGUCUCCUUGUUGGCGUAUCAUCAUCUCUCCGAUCAGUGGGAUUACUUCUGUCAUCCGGAGUACUUUUUUUGGCAACUGCCCGGUUUGAAUUUAACAGCCAUAGCACUUGAGCUGUGUCACUUGGACCGUGCUAACUUCUUUGGAACACUAGAUAACUUCACCGGGGUGGAUGUGCUUGGACUACAUCAAUCUAUAUUUGAAAUGGUGAACGCCCUACAACCUUCAAACAACACUGGGCAAGACUUUGACUGGGACAGACUGGUUAACAGAGUGGAAUCCAUCAUGGCCGCCCUACAAGGCAUCACGGGAUUGCCUGGCCCUGGUAACCACGGCAACAUGACCGAAGCCUCCCUUCUGUUGCAGGAAUUGAUGGAUGGUUUGACACAAUUUAAUCUGAAACUUUCGGUUGAGAUCUUGGAACGUCUUGACACCCUGAUGAAUCGGGGAGGAGUGUGGUCGGAGAUCCAGGGAGGUGUUGCCAUGGCAACACACAUUGCAAAAUUGUUCAAUCAGCAGCUGGAAUACCUGGCAGAAUCCAACUACACCAUUGGAGGGAUAUUUGUGCCAAAUGCACAGAAAGUCCUUGCCCAGUAUCUGGCCCCGGAACAUGUACAAGCACUUCUGACAGCAACCAUCAACCCUGGAUUGCUUGGUACUCUGACCCAACCUGAAUUGUUGAUGUCUAUCCUCUGUGAACCAGCCCUGUUCAACUCCUUCAUCUUCCUGCCGCCAGGCACCAACUCUGGUGCCCUACAGACUGCCCUUUGUGGCCUAGCCCAAAGCGACCAAACCUUCCUCAGCAAUCUGACGGCCGUCUUCAAUGUUGCUCAUAUUCAGAAGGAGAUUGAGAAGAUCAUCAUAAACAGCACGACCCUUGGGAGCCUCACGGAUAUAGACUGGCAACAGUCCAUCCAAGAGUUUGAGCAUCUCGUCAACAACCUUCUCUCCCUGUCCAUGAGACAAGACUUCCUUGGGGAUUUCUUCACUCAGUGGAUGGCUAUGUCUGCACCCAUCGCAAAUCUGCCUCCGAUGUGGAUGAAUAUGACCCCCGACUUCACCAGUGUGUGUCAGUCAUUGACCCCUGACCUCCUGAACACCACAGUUUGGCAGAUGAUGUUAAGCCCAGCCUUAACUUCAACCCACCUCGCCAUGGAGUUCAUGCAAGACAUAGUCUUCACCCUACCAAGUCACCAAGAAGAGUUCCAGAUGCUUGUCAACAACAUGACAACUGUCGUAGAGAUGUUCUCUGUCUUCUCAAUGGUGGAGCGCGAUGUCAUUCAGUCUGGCUCUGCCGUUCUCUUUGACCCUGACCUACUGCCACGGGCUGGUCCCCUCACCAUCAGCCUCCUGAAAGGGGAGAUUUCUGGGGGAGUGGUCUGUGAUGAGUACACCCUUAAACUGGUCAAUGGCAUUCCGAAUAACGUCAAUGCAACCCACCUGAGCAGACUGCUGUGUGGAGUAGACAAACUCAUACAAACACACGCCAUGCAGGAAGUCAUGAGGAUUGUGGGAUUUGACAACAUCUUGCCCAAGAUUGUUGCCAUAUUUGAUACCAAUCCUGCAACCUCAGAGCCCUUCGACUGCCCAGCAUUUGUCAUUGAUAGUCAGAAUUUCAUGGAAAGGAUGUGGACACUGCCGUCAGAGUACUUUAACUUCUUCAACUCAUUCCAACGGCCAGAGUAUUUUGAUCUGUUUGAAUUACUGCCUGUGAUUGUUGCAAAUACCACAACAGCAGACAUGCAGAGUCUGACUGAGCUGUACCAUCUUGUGCAACCUCUGAUUGGUCCUCUACUUAGCAACAGUCUGCAGGGCAACACAACAAAUCUGAAUGCCCUGCUACCAUUCUUUGAGUUGAUAGACACAUAUCUGAUAUCCCAAUUAGAUCAGACAGGCUUUGUGGAGUUGAGUUCUUUGUGGAGUAACACCUCUGUUGUGAGGGAUUACUUGAAGGUGAUAGAAGGAUUCAGCCCAGAUAUCAUUGAUGCCAUCAUCAAUAACAAAGUUAACAUUUCUGCUCUUUCAGAACUCCAGGGUAGCAUCCAAGACCAGCUGUGUAUGGAUGAUGCGUUGUUCUCCAAGUUGUUUGUGUUCAACAAUACAGCCAUCAUGUCUGAAGUGCAGAUGUUAGUCUGUAAAUCUCUCAACAGCACGGAUGUCCUGAGCUUCUUGGAAGGGUCCCUCAACAUCACCGAGCUCGUCAGGGCAAUAACCAUGACCUCACCGAUGGUGGUGACCCUCCCAGAGUACUUGAACCAACUGUUAUUAGCCCUGGAGGAUCUAUCGGCUCUAGACCCAGCCCUUGUCGAGCGCUUUGUGACUGACCAGUGGCCAUCACUGGUCAAUGGACUGACAAAUACUACAGACAUUGUCAAGCUUGCUAUGAGCGCAGAAGACUUGAUUCAGAUUGCAAAUAGCUUGCAAUCUGUGCUUGAUGUUUUGCGGCCGGCGUUAGAGAACGACCCAACCUUCCAGUCAUUAGUGAAACUCUUCGACUCUCUCAAUGGCUUCAACGGGUUGUUAGACCUCAUCGGCAAGUUGCCUGAUCUCUCCCUCAGCAAACUCUUCAAGGACCUAGCAGACUUCCAGGAGUUUCUGGUCAUGGACUUAGGCUUCUCGGACGAGGCAGCGUUGGAUUUGCUGUCAGCCUCAUUGAGCUUGGAAGUAGCAGCGUCAUUCAAUUUUACAACUAUAAGGACCGUCACCUGCAGCGAGGUCGAACUGACCAAGCUCAUUGAGUUCCCGAAGGGUACCAACGUCACUGGUGUCCUGCAGUCUCUGUGCCGGCUUGAUUCACAGCAGCUGACAGUGGUCUUGGAUGGCAUGAUCAGCAGGCUGAACAUUGGUGCUGUUGUGGAAGAGCUGUUGACAUACACCAUCCGUGAGAGGUUCAGCAACGCCACAUCCACUUUCGACGAGCUGUCCAACACAGCAACUGACCUGACCAACAUCGGCAACUCCUUCCAGUCCCUUCAGGUGGAGUUCCAAGCCCUCAACUUAAGCUCCCUGGCCAUCGGAGACAUUACUGAUUCCCUCCUGGGCAACUCGGCGGCUCAGGUCUCCUCCACCACUCUGCUGUUGGAGACGGUUUGUGGUAAUGAAGCCUUGUUGGAAUUACUCUCAUCAGACAUUAUGAACUUGUUCAGUAGGAGGAAGCGGGACGCUGGGCGGAGUCGAAAGAGACGGGAGGAGGAACUUGAUGUAGUACCUGGCAGCACACCGUUUUGUAGUUCCCUCUACAAUGCUAUCCAAGAGGGUUAUGAUGGUCGCCUUGCAUGGCGUUACAUCAAGCCGAUUCUACUGGGCAAGAUUCCGUAUGCACCCAUCAAUGCUGCUACAGCAAAAAUCAUCAAGGAGUCGAACUUCUUCUUUGAGGAGAUUGCCACAAUCCGGGAUGUGGCUACGGCUUGGCUGGCCGGCUCUAAUGAUCUCAUUAAUCUGAUAGACAGCAAACAGUUGAGCCUUAUCCAGGACUUCCUGUCCAACUCCUACACCCGAGAGAUCCUGCAGAGCCAGCUAGGAUUGGAUGGUGACCUCCUGGCCUCUCUACUGACCAGCGAUCUUUCUAGCAUCUCCACCGAUGACCUUGACCAACUGAACCAAAUGGCCCAGCUGGUGGUCAAUCUGACCGCCUGUGUGGAACUGGACCGAUUUGUCCCAUCCAAGACACAAGGCAUCAUGGAAACCAAAGCUGAAAGAUUUAGCAGAGACAAUUUACUCCUCGCUGCCGUGUAUUUUAGCAAUGUGCGUGAUGACACCCUACCUCCACACGUACACUACAAGAUACGUAUGGAUGUGGAAAACACAGCAGACACCAACCGACUCAGAGACAAAGAUUGGACUGCUGGUGCCAAUAACGAACUGAUCAAUCAGGUGUACACACGUGGGUUUGUCGUCGUGCAAGACAUCAUUGAGAAGGGAAUUAUCCAAUCGCAGACUGGCAACAAUACGGAGAAGCCUUCCGUUUACCUACAGCUCAUGCCCUAUCCGUGCCAUGUUGUUGACAAGUUUGUAGAGCGAGUUAGUUACUUGCUGCCUGUGGUACUGUUCUUUGUCUUCAUUGGAGCUGUUGGUACAAUGACACAUCAACUGGUUUAUGAGAAGGAACUCGGAAUCGAAGAGCUAAUGAAGGCGAUGGGCCUGCGAGGUGGUGUCAACCUCUUCUCCUGGUUCCUGAACAACCUCGUUCUCAUGACGAUAGUGUGCGCCAUCAUGGUGCUGAUUCUCAAGGUCGGCAACAUCCUGCCCUCGUCUGAUUGGUUUCUGGUCUUUUUCUUCCUGAUGUGUUUCUCCUUUUCGGUCAUCAUGAUGAGCUUUUUGAUCAGCACCUUCUUCCAGAAAGCUCACAUAGCGGCCUUUGCCUCUGUCUUGAUCUUUACAAUAACCUACGUGCCGUACAUACCCUACGCCAUCUUGCAACAGAAUAUUGGAACUUUCGGCCAAACUUUUGCGUUCUCGUUGAUCUCCACCUGUGCCUUCACCAUCAGCUGUAAUGAGUUGGCCAUAAAGGAGGCUCAAACCGUUGGUGUCCAGUGGGAUGCCUUUGCCCAGGGCUUCCAUCAGGUUGACGUCUUUGGUUUCAACUGGAAGUGUGUCGCCAUGCUGUGGGAUGGCUUGAUCUAUUACCUCCUCGCCUUGUACAUCAGCUCUGUCUUCCCAGGACGUCAUGGAGUACCCAAACCAUGGUAUUUCAUCUUCACACCUCGCUAUUGGCUGAGCUGUUUCAGUCCCAGGUCAGACUUUAGCAGAGGCCAGACCUACGCUGGUGGCAGCAACAAAAAUCCAGAUGUGGAAAUGGAACCAACGAAUGUUCCUUGUGGUAUCUCGAUCAUCGGUCUCACCAAGAAGUACAGUCAGAAGAAGACAGCCGUCGAUGAUCUAACCCUCAACUUCUAUGAAGACCAAAUCACAUCCUUUCUGGGUCGAAAUGGUGCUGGGAAAACCACCACUAUCUCCAUCAUCAUGGGACUGUUCCCAGCCACGUCAGGUGAGGUAUUCAUCUACGGCAAGGAUGUUAGGAAGCGACUUCACAGUGUUCGCAAAGAGCUUGGACUCUGUCCCCAGCACAAUGCACUCUAUGACCAGUUGACCGUACGGGAGCAUAUGGAGAUGUACGGUCGAUUGAAAGGAAUGCCUCUCAAAGAUAUCUUCCAUCAGUCGGAAGAUCUCAUCAAUGAUGUGGGUCUGACUGAUGCUGCCAACGAGAAGGUCUGCAAUCUCUCUGGAGGUAUGAAGAGGAAGCUGUCAGUUAUUAUCGCAUUUCUGGGAGGGUCCAACAUCGUCAUCCUGGAUGAACCAACCAGCGGAGUAGAUCCACACGCCCGUCGCUCCAUCUGGGACCUUAUCAGCAAGAACAAGAGAGGUCGAACCAUUCUCCUGUGUACCCACUUCAUGGAUGAGGCCGAUCUCCUUGGGGACCGCAUCGCCAUUCUGGACGAAGGCCAGCUCCGCUGCUGCGGCUCCUCCGCCUUUCUGAAGGCCCGCUUCACCAAGGGCUACACGUUGACCAUUGCCAAGCAGUUAGCCAGCAACCAAUCCACCCCAGAGACCAAGCCAAAGGCAAGGAAUGGUGCCCAAGGAAGAGAAGACCUCAAUCGGAACAGGGCCGUGGAGAAUGUCUACAUCGAAAUGACUGACCUGAAGAAGUCAGAAGCAGGUGAAGAUCUUGCAAGUACCAGCUCUUCCAGUGGUGUGUCGUCAUGUGGAGAAUCAUUCAACCUUCCCAAGAUGACCUCCCUGAUCCAGACCCACGUCCCAACAGCCAUCUUCAAAGAGGAUGUUGGCACCGAAGUGUCCUUUACCCUACCGGUCAGUUCUGGCCAGACUGCAAAGUUCCAGUCGCUCUUUAAUGAGCUGGACACCAAGCUGCCAGAAUUACAUGCCUCAAGUUACGGACUCUCGGAUGCGACACUUGAAGAGGUUUUCCUGAAUGUUUCAAGCCCGGAAGGAGAUCAACCUGAUGGAAGCAAAGAUAAGACCAAGAUAAUUCCUGAUUCUACCGUGAAGAGGACCAGUGUUAGAUAUGACAUGCAGCCAUCCACCCUACGUCAGUUUUUGGCCAUCCUCCUCAAGCGGUUCCACUACACCAAGCGUGAUUGGUGGGGUUUCAUCUGGGCCCUUCUCAUGCCAAUGCUGAUGCUGCUUUUGGCCGUGGUCUUUGGUACCCUGAGCAGCGGUGAGGCCAACCCAUCACUUCACUUUGCCCCCUCGCUGUACGGCCCUGGUGACUAUGUCUUCUUCAGUAACAGCGAUUCCCACACCGCGGCAGGGUCCAAGAUGACAAGUGCUAUGUUCAGUGAACCAGGUCUUGGAACAACUUGUAUGCAGGACUUUGAUGACAGUUCCGGCACCUGUCGAUUUGUGGAACGGUUCUUCUCAAAACCUGUCUCAGACUACACCAGCGCUGAGAUCGAAGACAUCCUGGUGCAGGAUCGCACUGCCCCAGACUGCUCGUGCUCCAAGAGCUUCAUGGAAUGCCCCGCAGGCGCGACGGGGGUCAAACCUCCGGAGUGGAGAAUGAACACGACUGACAUACUGCAGGACCUGAGCCUGAAGGUGGAUCUCCACAAGUACUUGCUCAGGUCGACAGCAGACUUCCGAUUCAGAAGAUACAAUGGACUGACCUUGCACGCCAUCAAAAGUUCAGAUGGAACCACCAAAGAUGUUAUCAAGGCUUGGUUCAACAACAAGGGCUUUCACGCCAUGCCAAUUUCACUGAACACGGCCAACAAUCUCAUCUUAAGGUCCUCUCUGCCGGCCAAUCAAGACCCAGCGACAUACGGUAUCUCGGCGUACAAUCAUCCCUUCCAAUUUUCUGAAGGGCGUAUGAGCUUGAGAGAAGCCUGGGAUCAAAUCGUUCAGAACUUUGGCAUCUGUCUUAUGAUUGUCCUGGCCUUCUGUCUGAUCCCUGCCACCUUUGCUACCUUCCUGGUCAUGGAGUAUAACAACGGAUGUAAGAGGCUUCACUAUGUCAGUGGUGUGACUCCCACUGGAUACUGGUUGGCCAAUCUGGUCUGGGACAUGUUCAUGUACCUGAUCCCCGUUUGCAUAAGUCUCAUCAUCAUCAGUGCGUUCGGUAUGCGUGCCUUUGGCUCUAGCAGCAACAUUUCAGCAUUCUGCUUGCUGCUGUUUCUCUAUGGACUUGCUACCGCCUGCCAGAUGUACGUGCUGGUGCCAUUCUUCAAAUCAACAGGCACGGCCUUCAUCGUCUACUUCUGUCUGGCAUUCGGAAUCGCCAUCCUCACUAUUAUCCCCAAGUUCCUCCAAGAAGCUCCUCUGGGUUUUAACAACAGUGAGCAUGAUGCCUUCUACUACAUCGACAAGGUCUUUUUGAUUUUCUCGCCGUACUGUCUAGCCGCCGGUCUCAUUGAUCUUCUCUACAACCAGUCUCAGGCGGACAUCUACUCCACCUUUGGUCUAGACACCUAUGCUGAUCCCUUCAGCUUUGAGCUGCUGGGUUGGAAAUUUGUCGCUUUGGCCAUAGAGAGCGCUGUUGCGUUCAUCUUCCUCCUGGUUGUUGAGCGCACCUGUCGUUGGCAAUGCAAGGAUUGCAAGACUGAGACCCCUGAUCACCAUGGCGUCGAAGAUGGGGAUGUCAACGUGGAGAGGAGACGGGUGUUGUCUGGAGACACCAAGACAGACUUGGUGUGCGUCAAGAACCUGACCAAGGUGUACCAAUCUUUUGGCAACUCUUCUUUGGUAGCCGUGGAUGAUCUCUGUGUUGGCAUUCCCGGGGGACAGUGUUUUGGACUGUUGGGUGUGAAUGGAGCUGGCAAGACCACAACAUUCAGGAUGAUCACAAAUGAUCUGAUGCCCACAUGUGGCAGCGUCACAGUCAGAUCCAAUAGUGUUGGUUACUGCCCACAAGGGGACGCCUUGUACAAUUGCCUGACCGGCACCGAGCUGCUUACUUGCUAUGCUAGGAUAAAAGGACUGAGCGGAAAACGGUGUAAAGUGGCUGUGAAGAGUGUCGUUCAGCAGAUGGGUAUGCGGCAGUAUGUGGACAAUCGCAUCGGCACAUACAGCGGUGGGAUGAAACGAUCGCUGUCUACGGCCAUCGCUCUUCUUGGCAACCCACAAGUUGUCCUCAUGGAUGAGCCAACCUCUGGCAUGGAUCCAAUCACCAAGCAAGCCGUGUGGUCGAACGUCCUUGCUAUGAUCAAAAACGGCCACUCAGUGAUUCUUACCUCUCACAGCAUGGAAGAAUGUGAGCUUCUCUGUACACGUCUAGCCAUCAUGGUUAACGGGAGGUUCCAAUGUCUGGGCAGCCCUCAGCAAGUCAAGCAUCGCCAUGGCGAUGGAUACACCCUCAUCCUCCGCAUCAGUGAUGAGACGCUUGAUUGGAGCAGCGUUAUGGACUUUGUUGCCAGCACAUUUCCUGAUGCCAUCCUGAAGGAGAGACAUCACAACAUGGUGCGAUACCAGCUGCCCCUUGAAACCAAGAGACUGGCGGACAUCUUUGGUGCUGUGGAAGAUAACAAAGCCCGCCUUGGUAUCCAGGAAUAUUCUGUCACCCAAACAACACUGGAUCAGGUCUUUGUCAACUUUGCCAAGCGACAAACAGACGGCCACAGAAGCAGCCAAGAAUCCCAUCAGGAAUACACCAACCAGGCCUUCAUUUUGGCAGACGAAGCAUGAGCAUAGAUCUGGAAUCAGCAAACAAUACCAAAGUGAAUUAACAAGGAUAUCUACUUAGUUUUCCAAUGAACCUUGUACAAAUUUUGUGUGUUCAUUGUUCUGUUCCGUGUGACUAUUGGUACCAAUUUGUUGCAGUUUAUUAAUAUUCUCUUCAUACUCAGAAGUAAAACUCAGUUUUUUAAUAAUAAAUCUAACAUUCAUUUACGUAAUACUUGUUUGUUAAUUCGUCAAAGAUGUAGAGGACAUUGCUCGUAAAUAUUUCAGUCUGAAAAGAACAAAUAAACAUAUGACGCACUUCAGAAAAAGGGGAAGUAAGUUGCACUAUGCCUUUCCACAGAAUGGCCCGCUCAAAGUUCUGAGGGCCAAAUUCCUCACAGAUAUUCAGGGUUUUUUUGAGAUUUAAUAUCUCUGAUCAUUAAAGCGUCAGGUUUUAUGAACAGAAAUGUUCAAAGGGAACAUGCUGGUUGAUAGGAAGAGCUAUUAGGGUGUGUCUUCCAAGCCUAAUCUGUGUUAGACUUAGCUUUUUCAAAGCCCAUUUUCUUAGUUAUACUUUGUUAAACUCUGUAAAAUUUAUAUAUAUGAAAAAAAAAAAAUUUUCCCCUGGAACUGAGGGAGGGGUUGAAUUCUGCCAUAUACCAAAUUAUAUUUUUACAUUGUGGGCUUUCCAGCUAGUGACAAAUUGUCUUCGUUUUUACAGCAUAAUAUACCUUUUUUGCAGAACAGGUCACAUUUAGUAGUUUUUAUAUUUUCCCUAUGGUAGUAAAUACAAGGUAUAUUUUUAUGCACCAAUAAAUGCAACAAGCACCGUCGUUUCCCGUAGUAUGUAUAUUUGAGCUUGUUCUCAUAUUUUCUAUAAAAGAAUGCGAGGAAUUUUAUAUGCACUAAUUAAUGCAACAAACAACAUUGCUACUAAUAGCCUGUAUAUUGAAGUGUGUUUUUAACCAAAUUUGUGUAUUAUGACAAUCUAAAUUUUAAGUACUUAUAGUGUAAAAUUUGUUUUUAUGUUGCCGUAGCAAAAGUACUUGAUUGAAAGCUUUUUUUUAGUAUCAAAGAUAAGUCACAGUAAUAGAUAACAGCAAUUGUGACGUGAAAUGAAAAUAGUCUGUACAAGUUUACGGAAUAAGAUUUAUAUUUUUCUUCUGGCUCAACCCUAAAACUGGAGGUAUUUUUUAGUGAGUCCGGUAUUUCAAAAAGCAAGAUCAUUCAAGAACAAAGCACGCACACGUCUGCUUAGAGCCAGAUCUUGGGCAGACCUCCACAUCCAGAUGACCUCGGACACACUUCAUUUUCAGCAUGCACUGUUGAAAUACCAAACUGGCUCAUAGCACAGUCUUUUUCAGUCAGUGAAUCAAUCUGACGUAGGCAGAGUAUUGAAAACAAGUUGUAGGCUUGUAGCAGAUUUACAAUUUUGGUAAAAAGAACGCACCUCAAUUUUUUUUCACUUAAACUGACUGCAUACUGUUGAUAACGCAGCUCGACAGAUGUACAGUAUAUAAUGUCAAGUCUAUUUUUUCUGAGAAGAAAGUUUGUAAAAGUCUUCUUGUACUUUGAUUUUACAAGAGACACAUGUUGAAUUCUAUCAUUGCAGCUAGCAUUUUAAAUCUUGAAGUUUCUAGAAAGUGUUACUAGUUUAAUAGGUAUAUUUUAGAGCGUAUUGAAUUUGUACCUUUAACAAUUUAAAACGGUUUCAUGACAGCUUUUUUUUUUAUGCUUAAACUAAUCUUAUAUCUGGCUUUGAAUUUGUAGGAUUAGAAUCUCAGUAUUAUAUAUCUAUUCAAGUUUACUUGCUUGCAUUUGAUACUAUUCAAUUUUUUAUGGUAGUUUAGAUCGUUUUUAAUGAAAAAUUUGAAGUUCACAUAUUUCAAGCGUUGGUUUGUACAUCUUUGCAAAUCUAUUCAUGGGAUUUUUAACUCAUGUAUCACUACAAGUUCUUUUUUACCUCAUUAAAAACAAAAUGAGCUUUGUAACUUUUUUAACAUUUUCAUUUCUGAUAUUUGAUUGCUCUGCUGUCAUCAAUAAAUUCAGGUCUUGUAAUCUGACAUACGUGUAA